AUGGAAGAACUAUGUAAAAAAUUCUACACGAAACUGUUUGCAUCAUGUAUAGACGUAGCAGCACCCGAAAUUCUAACCACCAAGAAACACACUCCCCCUGUGCGGAUCAGCGAAGUAAGAAACGCAGCUUUUCAGAUGAAAAGCGGAAAAGCUCCCGGUAACGACGGUAUCAGAAAUGAGCUCUUGAAAGCCGGUGGACACGAACUCUGGAAGGCAACCGCUAGAUUCAAUCGCUACCUGCCUGAGAAGACCACCCCUAGCAAUCGAGGAUCGUUCUGCUUCAUAAAAAGAGCGAUAAAGAAGAUCUGA
Soboliphyme baturini is the source of this 309-nucleotide messenger RNA. NCBI's taxonomy places the organism in Eukaryota, Metazoa, Nematoda, Enoplea, Dioctophymatida, Soboliphymatidae. The record is from the annotation of a GenBank genome assembly.